CCCCUGCCAUUGUACAAAGUGCCUUUGAGAUUGAAGAAGUCUCUAGACUCCGCAGCCCCAAAUCAAAGAGCAAUGAAGAAGUUAGCGUCAGUUUCCUUUAAUGUUGUGUAGCUGCAAAUAUAUUUCCUCCGACUCUUGAGUUAUCCCUGUGUUAAUUGCGGGCCCUGGCCGUUGUCGAAAGUUGUAUUUCACACUUCUGUGAUGUGUUGCUCAGUUGACAUGACAUGCGUCAGUGUGGAGUUGAGAGAAUGAAUCAGUUCUGUUUGUGCGAGUGAAAAAUCAGGGGUGAGGAGGGUGAGCGACUUGUGUAAUUUCCAGCUUGAUAGUAGGUCGUAAUGGUGCAUCGCUUGCUGCCAUACAUUUUUGUUGGAAUUCUGAGACGACUUUCAGCCUCGCUCAAAGACUGGCAGUAGCACAUCACGUCUGAGAGCUUGCCUUUCCUCCAAGCGAUGUUUUGAUUUCGAUGCUUUCUGUGUGAUGGAGACAUCGCUUUGUUUUUGAAGCGAAGGGACAGCUCUGUGGUGGUCAUGGGCUGAGUUAUCGGACAAGCGUUCAUUGGAUCGGGAGUUUGGUUGUGAUCUUUUUUUCACUUCCCCUCCUCUAAUUGCUGUUAGCUCUACCCAAUCUCGGAGUUCUCUUAGCUCUCUUUGAAGCGCUUAGAUAUCUGUAAUUCGUUUAGCUUUUUAAGACUGAGGUUAAUUUUCACAGUUUUAUAUUUACACAGAAUUCCGCGCAUCAAGCCGCAGUUAAGCUUGUCUGCUUGUUGUUGUCCAGCUCGUUUUCUGUAGCCCACGGCUCUUGGUGGCAGGGUGGGCGUGUGGUGUAGCGAGUGAAGAGGCAGUUGUCUCUUCCGGUCCUCGUCCACUUUUACUUUAUUGCAUGGCAAUUAAACGUCUCAUGGAUCAUCUGACCUAAGUUACAUUGUCUUCCGUUUCCUGAGCUAGUUUGCAUUCUUCACCUCUUGAUGAAAUGAUGGGAUCAUCAUCAUCGUAAUAGGCUAGUGAAAGUUGCUUGAGAUGCAGAGACAGUUACUGGCAGCAUUGAUGCAAGCCGGUGUAGUAUUGAAGCAAUGUGUCUUCUUAUUCAUGGCGGAAUUGAAUGCUACGCUGGUCGUGAAAUCAAUUUCACGUUCUCUAACCAUUUAGCAUUCAGAUUCUUUCCGCAAAUAGUAACAAUAAUUCCAAUUUCCUGUACAACUAGAACAGUUACUACUCCCCAGCGCAUCCGUUUCGUUUUCCCAAACGGUCUGAUGCUGUCGAUACACUGAGACUACUGCUGAGUCGCCAUGGAUAACUGUCGUCUCAGGAACGUAAGGUUUCAGAAGAGACGCUGCAAACUGAGCUGAAUUCUCCUCUUUGGCUACGAAGAUCAUCUACUACUUUCAAUUUCGGCUUGGGAGUAUCAGUGCAGGAAUCUCAAAGUUCCUUCACCUACUGAAAUGCCCCUAUCAUGGCUGAAUUGGCAAUUUUGCCCGCCUUCCCAGAAAGUUGUGAUUUUUUUUACUCCGACGCUCAUCUUGACUCCUUUCCUACUCGAUCAGCUUGUUCAGAUUGUCCCUCGGCCAGCUUGUUCGUCAAUAACUUCCUCUGUACUUUCGAAGUCGAUCUAACUUCUUAUCGAGACGCUCAGUUUCUACAAAUCUUCGAACCUGAAGACAACACGGAGUGAUCAGCAACAGCCAUUACAAGCUCAGUUUCUAGUCUUUUACUCUUCGAAGAUUUUGAGGUUUUGGGGUGGGCGCUUGGUCUCCCCAGCCCGUCGGUUGAUCUGGCAUUUAACUGGCAAGGUGUGGUUGCCCUGCGAUACGUGAGGGUGAUGGACGAGCUCACAGAAGCUCACCGGCGGACUCCAUCGACUUUUCAUCACGCUGGCGCGCAGUCUCCACGAGUGGGAGGGUGCGUGGGCUCAUUCUUUCACAUGCUUGACUGGAAACAUAGCAAGCGUUUCUCCUCCACCAAGCGCAUCACUGCAGAAAGGCCAAACCAAGGCGCACAAUAUGUCAGAGAGGAUCAGAGCACCUCAGAGCGCACUUAUGCCCGUACCUUGAAGCCUCCAUCGAUAGCCUCGGGGAAAGAAAAGUCUAUUGCUACCUUACAAAUUCUGCCAACAUUUAACUCCACACGAAGUCCUAGCUCUGACCAGUCAGUUGACACAAGCAAACGAGUUCCUGGCGUGGUAGCAAGACUUAUGGGCCUAGAAGAAUUACCGGACAAGACAUUCUUCUCGGGAAAAUUCGUAUCAUCGGACUUUAAUAACGACGUGACUGACAUGACGGCACAUGAGCAACUACAUUCUCCACCUGUACUGUUGCAGGAGCUUCUUCGUCAAGAAUUCCGUCAAUGCUCCAAGCAGUCUUUUAAGGAUAAACUUCCUGGAUUCACCAAGAGAUUAGGAGAGUCGAAACCCACACGAGGUGUUGUACCUCAAAGGAAGAGAUCUACUGGCCGUUUCAGGGAGCACUUGCACCAAAAUGGCGAUUCAAGAGCUGCGAGAUCAGCACGACUUAAUGAAAGGAAAGCAUCAUUCACACAGUAUGAUGUCUCUACGCCCUUCAUGAAGCAGCCCUUUCAAGCUCGAAUGCAAGAAAGUAGUUUCACGCCUCAACACACGAACUCACAGACUGGCUCUACUCCUCUCCUAUCACCGUCAAUGCUCAGUGAAAAAAACACAAUAAGACUUCUAGAGUCAGCAGUGAAAGCCCUGGAGACGAGCAUGCACCCUUCCCCCAAGAACAGAUUCGCACUUGUCAGAGAGGCUCACCGAGAUGCACAAUGUGACAUUGAUGGAAGCUUCCGGUCGGACAAGAGGAGCUUCACUUCCAGCUACAGUAACUCCUCAAGUAGGUCUUUCAGAAGUCCAUCGGUUCGGACGACUUGGAGUGGUGGGGAUGACCGGGCCGAACAUAGUGGCCACGAAUCAAGUUCUCCUGCGAGUUGGAAUUUCAGUACCCGCUCUGCCUCAAGUAGACAAGAUCGAUCCAGUCGAAAGCGAUUUCAGACGACAUUGGUGGCCUCAUCCAGAUCGGGAUCUCCCCUGCAAACCCAUAGAUCUAGGAGUUCGGAUUUGGUGAAGAUGGAAGCCAGCCCUCCUCCUCCCCAAGCUGUGUUAGGUACUCACGAGGCUUCAAUUCGUGGGUUUAAAACUGACUUGGGAAAUCAGAGUGCAAUUCAUCACAAGAAGAAGCUGGGAAAACAAGAGCAUUAUUCGAAAUCUGCAGUGUUAGAUUCUCCUCCUGUGAACAUUCCACCUAUGCUACCCGGAUAUGUGGGUACCCAUAUUGAAGUGGGAUCUCCGCAACCUUGUACUCAUGACCAAAACUCCGAAAGCAAAGCUGCUAUUAGCCAAGGAUUACUCCGCUCGUCUGCGACUGUAACUGAAAAGCUCAUUACAAAUCGCCAUUUUCGGCCGAUCCGUUUUCGAGGCAGAGGUGAAAAGCAGGCGAAAGAGGCUGGAGGUCAGGCGAGGCGUGUAUUUCCCUCUGAAAAGGACUCAGAGCAUCAGUCAGUUGAAUUACCGUUUGCAAAGGAGUCUACGGUUGCUGGUGCUGGAUCCAGCAACGCCAUGUUUUUUAGCAGAAGAAAGCAAGGAGAUAAAAAGGUAGGCAAGGACAAAAGCGAAUCUAUUGCACUGAAGCGCAAAGACGGCACUUUGAUGCGGUCUCUGUUGAGAAGACCAAGUGGUAUGAUUGGUACAACCCCUGUGCCAACUAACGAACCUGAUUCUCAAAAUGUGCUUAAGACUUCAAAAUCCAGCAAGAAGGUUAAUGUAGAAGUGAAUGUGGUGAACGUGGAAAGUGUAAAAGGUGCGGCUAACCAAGAUUCGUUUUUGGUGAAGCUUGUAUCGAAGGAGCCAUUAUCGCCAUUAAGCAAAGUAUUGGAGAAACCAAAUGCUGCAUCUUUAGUGCAAGGGAGGUACAAGUGUGUUGAUGAUGUUUUCCCUGAGCUCCCACUGGAAGAAAUUGACGAAGGCGGGGCAUCUCCAGACCUUAGGAAGACCAUUCAAGCUGUAGAGGAGCAGUUCAUGGAAUUCAGGUCUCAUGGUGAAACAACGCCUCUUGACUGCCGAUCCAUUGAGCGCAUGUUUGGAAAAAAAAAUUCAAGGACCUGUGUGCAUGAGUCACCUACAAGGUCUGACUCGUCUCCCCUGGAAAAUCUAGCCCCUGAGACGAGCCCCACAAGUCCAGAAGUCUACAUCACCGGAUGCAGAUCAAUUCCUGGGACUUUUCCAAACAGUCCCUUGGUGAAGUACGAGAAAAGUUACUUCUCUUCAUGGAAUCGUCUCAACCUGCAGGAUAUGUUAGAGGCAGCUUCUGGGGACAAUACAACUGAUCCGACAGGGCAACGAAGAAGCUUCUGUUCGGCAGAACUUCGAGAGCUUGUCUUAGAUGUGAAGGAAGCUGGGGUCGAAUUGGAUAUAUGCAACAGCGAUAUUUGUGAUAAUAGCUGCUCACCUGAGCGUGUUGAGAUUCAAACGAUGUCAGUAGCUGCUGGGUGGAGUGAGGUUGUGACGACACCACCAGCUUUGAAGAAGUUUGAAGAACAGCUGGCACAAGGCUUCUCGGAUUCAAACGACGGUCACACUUCUGCUGCUGAAGAAUCCGAGCAACCUAGUCCAGUAUCUGUCCUUGUUUCCCCAUUUCUUGACGAGGUUUCCACCAUGCCAGAUGCCAUUUCUGCAGAAUCCGAGCAGACGGACAAAGAUCUUAUUGACAUUGGCAAUAAGGCGCCUUCUCCACCUUCUAGCGACGACGACCUCACAGAUCAAGCCAAAGAAAAUUUGCUCGUCUCAAAAGUUUCGAUGGUGACUAUACCAGAGACGAUAUACACAGACCAUAUCAAACAAGAUACUUUUUACGUUUCUAGUUUUCGAAAUGUUGAGCUUUCAAGUGUUGAGUUCAAGCCACCGAUUACUCAUGUAGGACCGCAACAGGAGCAAGCCUACAUCAGAGAGGUCUUGGAUGCAGCAAAUCUACUCAUAGAAGAGGAAACCCCGUUGUCCUUGGCAAAUCCUCCCAUGAACAUAUCCUUGUUCGACAGGCUGAACAAGCGGGAUCUAAUGGAGUUUAAGCAAUGGCUCACCCCUCCAGAUGCACCAAGACAGGAUUUAAGUGAAAGGUCGGAGCGGAAGCUUCUCUUCGAUUGUGUGAAUGAGGUUAUGGCUCUCGAACCAUGGAUGAAGACCUCUUCCUUCUAUGUCGAUCUGCCCAUGUUCCCUGACAUGUGUUCAAACUCGAAAUUUCAAAUGCCACUCUCAGGAGAGUCCCUUGUGAAGGAAGUACAUAGAAUGAUCUGCCACUGGAGAGAGAUUGCUGGAAACGUGCUGGAUGAUCUGAUAGAUUAUGACAUGAAUGUUCCUGAAGGCCGAUGGGUGGUUUUUAGCCACGAAGUCGCUGAAGUUGGGCUUGAUAUUGAACGCAUGCUGCUGAAGAAAAUGAUCGGGGAGAUUGUCGACGAGAUGGGCUCUAUCUCAACAGCGAGAGUUUAGUAAAAGCUUGAAAUGGCUACAAGCGGCAAUUCGAGUUUCAUCGUGAAACGGAUCAAGAACAUUCCGCUUGCAUGGUGAGACUGUCUUGAUAAAUGGAAACUAUGAACUUUUCUAUUUCAAGCUAAUCUCUGUGGGAUUCACCCGAAGGUGCACACCUAUCGGAUGGUGCACGUGAAAAUUACUGCAACUGCAGACUGUAAGCCAUCUCAAGUUUUUCCGUUCUCCCAGGAAUUUCACUCUCGCGGAAUAAGAAUUCACAUGUGAGGAGACAUUAGCUUUAUCGCUGAACACCCAAUCCCCAUGUACACCUGGACUUGCGUAAGAGGCAACGUGUAAAUAUUUCAGUGCGUAAGAGUAUACUCUAUGAUCGCGAAACACACUCCCCAACCUGUCGUGGAAGUUGCGACCUUAGGAAGUGUUCUUAAAGCAUCAAUUCUAGACAAGUGUUUCUUAUCACCGUUGUAGAUAUCAAUAGAAGAGAUUCAAAGGAGAGCGAGGUCUGACGUUGGCAGCCUUGCUCACUAGCUGUUUUCGGUGCAGUCGUUGAGUUCCUAAGUUAAUUCAUGGUUUCUAGAGCCUUUGAUUACACCCCUCAUUUCUUACGUCUGCUCACAUUUCUGUUUAUUGACCUCUACCUUGAAUGUAUAUCCUCACUGUCA
This is a messenger RNA of Physcomitrium patens, 6143 nucleotides long. The record is from RefSeq and is a predicted model, not a curated record. NCBI's taxonomy places the organism in Eukaryota, Viridiplantae, Streptophyta, Bryopsida, Funariales, Funariaceae.